GGACGUAGUUCCCAGACCAUCAGCAAUCCUCUGCUCCUUUCUUCUUCCCCAGGGCAAAGCAGAGAGGUCAGCAGAGCCUUUGGUCGCCUAGACCUAGAGUGUGGAUCAAGAGUCCUAGGUGCCUGAGGGAGCUGAGCCGGCGCUUCUCCAGGUGGGCUCUAGAGGGAGGAGGGCGGAAGCCCGGAUCCCGGUUGGAGUGGGCGAAAAGAAGGAGGAGGAGGAAGAAAGGAAAUCGCUGCAGUUGGAGAAGCUCUCCGCUGCCUCCUUUCCCGGCGGGUGACAGCGGGGAGUGCCCGCCGCCCCCGGCCGGCCCGCGGCAUGGAAGGCACCGAGCUGGCCGUGCAGGUCGUGGGCACCUGGCUCACGCUGGUGCUGAGCCUCAUCCUGCUGCCCUCGGCGUUCGGCGUGUCUCUAGGUAUCUCCGAAAUCUACAUGAAGAUCCUGGUGAAGACUCUAGAGUGGGCCACAUUAAGAAUUGAGAAAGGAUCUCCAAAGGAAUCAUCACUUAAAAGCCCAUCUUCCGUUGGUAUUAUCCAGAGAGAUGAGUCGCCUAUGGAGAAAGGAAUAUCUGGACAUCGAGGGGGGGACUUUGAACUGUCCGAUGUGUUCUAUUUCUCCAAAAAGGGAUUUGAAGCCAUUGUGGAAGAUGAAGUGACUCAGAGAUUCUCCUCAGAGGAGUUAGUGUCUUGGAAUCUCCUCACACGAACAAAUAUUAACUUCCAGUAUAUCAGCCUUCGAUUAACAACAGUAUGGGUGCUGGGAGUUAUAGUGCGUUACUGUUUCCUUCUUCCUCUUCGCAUUACUUUGGCUUUCUUUGGAAUUAGUUUACUGGUUAUAGGAACUACUAUGGUUGGGCAGCUCCCAAAUAGCAGUAUGAAAAACUGGCUAAGUGAACUGGUCCAUCUGACUUGCUGCAGAAUCUGUGUCCGAGCUCUUUCUGGUACUAUUCAUUACCAUAACAGGCAGUACCGACCCCAGAAAGGAGGUAUUUGUGUUGCUAAUCAUACUUCUCCAAUAGACGUUCUGAUCUUGACGACUGAUGGAUGCUAUGCCAUGGUUGGACAGGUUCAUGGCGGACUCAUGGGAAUCAUUCAGAGGGCUAUGGUUAAAGCUUGUCCCCAUGUUUGGUUUGAACGUUCAGAAAUGAGGGAUCGACAUCUAGUGACUAAAAGGUUAAGAGAACACAUUGCUGAUAAGAAAAAAUUGCCCAUUUUAAUUUUUCCUGAAGGAACCUGUAUAAACAACACAUCAGUCAUGAUGUUUAAAAAGGGAAGUUUUGAAAUAGGAGGAACUAUAUAUCCAGUUGCAAUAAAGUAUAACCCUCAGUUUGGUGAUGCCUUUUGGAAUAGUAGUAAGUACAACAUGGUGAACUACUUGCUACGAAUGAUGACCAGCUGGGCCAUAGUCUGUGAUGUGUGGUACCUUCCCCCAAUGACCAGAGAGGAAGAUGAAGAUGCAGUACAGUUUGCAAACAGGGUUAAAUCUGCUAUUGCUGUGCAAGGAGGAUUGACUGAACUUCCCUGGGAUGGAGGUCUGAAGAGAGCCAAGGUCAAAGAUACUUUGAAGGAAGAGCAGCAGAAGAACUAUAGCAAGAUGAUAGUUGGAAAUGGGUCUAUAAAUACAGAGUCUGAAUGAGUACAAAAAUGAAAGUAGCCCCUUUUCUGUGCCAGUGGCAGAACACAGAAAUGGACUUUUCAUUAUAACCUCAUUCCACUGAAUUAUAUGGUAGUUUAUUGGAAUGAAAUAGAUUCCACCUUUUUAAAAUGAAAGGAUUAAAAUAGUACUCCUUUGAAUAAUUAAUUUUGGACUGAAAUACUUAAGUAGUAAAUCUUGAAAAGGAAACUAGGACACUUUCUAAGGUUUCUUGGAACUCCUUGUUUAUAAUAAUUCCAGAAGGAUAGCCAGAAUUCUCUUUCUGAUUUACUUUGCUUUUACCCCUUUCCUGCCAUACCCAGAAAACAAAAACAAGAAACCAAAUAUCUGUUAGGUACAGUUUCUUUGGUAUCCUGGCAAACUUGAAUCCCUUUACCAAAAAUUUGAAUAUAAAGCAUUUGGGGAUUUUCAUGAAACAAGAGCUCUUCAGCCAUACAAUGCUGUGAAAGUACAUAUUUUGGGUUAGAAGUAGAAAUAGUAUUAAUUGAUCUCCACUCAACAUAGAAAAGUGAAUUGAAUCUGAGUGCUUAUUGAAGUAAAGCACCAUACCAGUAAUCUACUAACAUCUUUCAUACCUAUAACUGCCUCUUCCUAUUAUUCUCAGCCCUUAUUUUGUCUUCCACUGGCUUGAUUUGUGGUUUGUUUAAUAGACAAAUAAACCUUCCCACUAGGAUCAGGGAAAGGAAGUCACAAUGAAUAUCUUUAAAAGAAGCAUGAAGGUGGAAACAUGUCACUCUAACAUUACAGUAGGAAUAUUUUUCAUGCCUCUAUAGUUUGAAAAAAUAAAAAGUCAAAUCACUUCAAAAAACUGAGCCUUAAAAAAGAGUAAAAGGGAAAAUAUUUCCCAACUCACACAGCAUAAGCAAUGUUUGUUAGCAAUAUGAUGCAAUUCUUAAACACAAUGAAAAGUAUUAUCUAUUAUUUUCUGAUGUAAAGAAUGUUAAACUAUCUUAUUGUAAACUCAACAAAAAUAAAUUCUAUAUUUCUAA
Molecule: messenger RNA, 2642 nt
Organism: Gracilinanus agilis (Agile Gracile Mouse Opossum)
Lineage: Eukaryota; Metazoa; Chordata; Mammalia; Didelphimorphia; Didelphidae
Gene: GPAT3
Product: glycerol-3-phosphate acyltransferase 3
Exons: 13
Coding region: 319-1635 (438 amino acids)
Biological process (GO): triglyceride biosynthetic process
Cellular component (GO): endoplasmic reticulum
Molecular function (GO): glycerol-3-phosphate O-acyltransferase activity
Source: RefSeq, a predicted model, not a curated record